CCUAUCGUCAACUUAUCAUUAAGUUUCUCAACGAAUGCGAACACACUUUUACGCUCCGACCAAGCUUGUUUCUAUCAUUGGCGGGCCCUCUCAAGCUUUCUGAGUACCUCGAAGCUCACAAUUCUGUUCAUCCGUGGACAGCAAACGCCCACCAGAACAUCCAGAAUGAACGAGAUCCUCCGUUUCCGUCGUGUAGCCACGACUGCUAUACACGCAUCGGUCAAAUCCAUCUUUAUGGUAGUCCUCAUUCUCUGCGUUGUGUAUCCGACAACAACCGUUCUCAGUUUCACUCGAGCUCUUUCGGCAGAAGCAAACCUCCCUUCUGUUGAUAGCAACUACGAACAACACAAGGAUGUCCACAGUGUUAAUGUAGAUAUGUAUAAGGGCAAAAAUAUACUCGCAGCGCAAGCUAAGAUGAUGGUCGAGCUUGUACCACACGCUCGUCGAGACACAGAGUCAACUUUUGCUGAUUACGACCGUGAUACCAAGCACGGUAAGCACGGCAAGCAUGGACGCUCUGGUUCUGAGGAGUCGAACAAUGCUCCGGUCUUAGAGCUUGUACCACACGUUCGCCGAGACACAGAGUCAAUUAUAAACGAUUAUCUUAUUGCGAGCAAGCACGGCAAGCACGGACGUUCUGGUUUUGAGAAUUCGAACAAUACUCCGGUCUUAGAGCAUGUCCGUGUUCCAGACGCUGCAAGGGACAAGAUUCCGAGGAAUCCGACGGACCUAAAAACUAGAGUCGACCAUCACGAGGGCAUUGCAGCUUCUUCCGAUAUCUAUGUUAGAAUUGCUCAAGCCUCUGGAGGAGGUUGGGGUCGUCAAAAGCCAAAACCGAAACCAAAACCAAAGGACAAGAACCCACCCCCUGAAGCAAUCGUCAAGAAGGAUAAUUCGGAGCAUCGACCAAGAACCAAACUUGACGAAGAUACGAGAGAAUCUUCGAGAGCCAUCCCUAAACGUGGAGGAGUGCGUAAUUGUGAUGGCGGGAGGAGGAAAUGCAUCCAUAGACCAUUCUUCGGCCCCCCGGCUGCUGCAGUAAUGGCUCGAGAAGACAAAGCAAAGCAUGCUGCUCCUCAUCUCGACGAUUGUUCAAAAGGCAACCAUUCUCCAUCAUGCAUUGAUAAAGGCAACAACCUGCUAGCAAUGAAUCUUCCUGUUGCUCUGCACGAGACGGGAUCAGAAAUUCCAAGUGUCAUGUCUCGAAAGAUUCCGUGUCACCGCUGCUCACCAAUUGGUUCUGGAGUUGGCGACCAUUCAACGGAGGCAUACGAAGCUAGAGGAUACCGCAGCAAUCCAACCAUGCGGGAGAGGCAAGAAGCAGUGUCAGAUCUCUCUUCUGGAACCUCGUCCGAAACGCAAAAGACAAAUAAUUCGGCCAUAGCUGACGUUAUGAGUUAUCUCCAAUCUCACAAUUCGACCAUGAUGAGUGCCGGAAACAGUACGAACAAUGCAACUCUUCCCGAUAAUGGCAACAAUAAAUCCGAAGAUAAUGCAACAAGAGGGGUCUUUUAUAUCGUUCUAUCGGUCGCUGGUUUCUGCAUGGUGUUGCUUGGCUUGAUAUAUUUGCGUCAUGCGUGUAUCCAACGACGAAGGUGGAAAUCGCUUGCUGAAAGAAAGACUACUUAUCCAUACAAGCCUGAGGCCUCACAGAUCGAGUCCCUUCCAAGGACUCGAUUACAUGGCAGCAGUCGAAUGAAGAGAAUCGAUGAGGAGGUUGCUGAGGAGCCUGCAUCUACCCAACCCAUGGCUCUCGAUGGGGCGAGUGAUGGCUGGACCAGAUGGCUCUUACAAAAGCGAGAUACUCGGAAGCCCAUACAGAUGUCUCCAACACCGAAGAUUCGCCCUCCUCGCAUUCCGACUUUGAGAUUACCUCAGCCAACCUUCUCUACUGUCCGCAAGGCAAAUGGCAUUAAAACAGAAACAAGUAUGGGCCACGAUACUUUCAAGGCCAAAGGACGAGAUGGGUCAAAGACGAAGGGAACUUCUAUGGUGUAGGAUCCAAGGAAGGGAGUUUUGUACCGUCAUCGAGGGUUUUUCUCGGAUUAGGGUUUGAAUAAGUAUUGUUAUUGCGCUGCACAGCAGUUAUGGUUGUACAUUACAAUCAGGUUUCUUGUCAGGCUUGCAUGCCGGUAGACGGCGAAGCGACUUGUGAAGACUCGGCAUAGGUUAGUUGCGUCUGUAAUUGCCUGCAUUGUCU
Mollisia scopiformis is the source of this 2200-nucleotide messenger RNA. RefSeq lists its product as uncharacterized. NCBI's taxonomy places the organism in Eukaryota, Fungi, Ascomycota, Leotiomycetes, Helotiales, Mollisiaceae. The transcript is spliced from 3 exons. The coding region runs from base 166 to 1998 and encodes 610 amino acids. The record is from RefSeq and is a predicted model, not a curated record.